CUUGUGUUUUGUGCUGGCUGGCUGACGAAUUCGUGUUACGCAUUUUGCAAUUGGAUUUUAAUUAAAUACACAAUAAAUUUACAAUAAAGAUGCAUGGUCGUGUUAAAGUGCGUACUACGGAGGAGGAACGAGAGCGCAAGAAGAAGGAGCAGGUGCUCAAAAUGCGAGCGUAUCGAGCAGCAAUGUCACGUCUGCAGAAAAAACGUAGCGCCGGCGAACUCGAUGACGAAUUGCUUAGCUUGACGGUGAAUCUGCUGCUGCGCAAUCCGGACAUUGGCACCGUGUGGAACAUACGACGCGAGUGUGUGCUCCAUAAGGUGGCACAGCUGCAAAAGGAGAAGGAAGAAGAGAAGAAAGACGAGAAAGAGGAGAAGAAGGAGGAGAAGCCCACUGUGGAGCAGCAGCUGCAACGCAUCUAUGCAACUGAACUGGACCUCACCGAACAGUGCCUCAUGGUCAAUCCCAAGUCUUAUGGUGCCUGGCAUCAUCGUUGCUGGACUUUGGAACAGAAUCCGCAAGCGGACUGGGAGCGGGAGUUAUUCUUGUGCAACAAGUACUUAAAGUACGACGAGCGCAACUUCCACACCUGGGACUAUAGGCGCUAUGUGUGCGCCAAGGCAGCGGUGCCGCAGCAGCAAGAGCUGGACUUUUGCACGGAAAAAAUCAAAGUAAACUUCUCGAACUACUCGAGUUGGCAUCAUCGCAGUCUGCUGCUGCCCAAGCUGUAUCCCAACGAGCAGCAGGAUCGACCGAUGAGCGAGCACAAGCUGAAGGAGGAGUUGGAAAUGGUUAUGACAGCUGCAUUCACCGAUCCCAACGACAGCAGCGCUUGGUUCUAUCAACGCUGGCUUUUGGGCAGUGGCGCCCAGUUGGACGAGAAGCCAACAGUGGCUGCGUUUCGCUGUUGGCCCCACAAGGCACAGUUGGCACUGAAAAAGCCUUGUGCUGAGUUGUCGCAGCUCAAGUUGCAGUUGAUUAGCGGAGAGCAAGCACAUCCUUUAGAGUCUUGGACAGCGGCAAAUACAGAGAAGACUUUAUGGGAAUGCAGCCACAGCAUUGAGAUUCAAGCAAGCCAGGAAUAUGCCUUGGAGGUGGAAGGACGGCGCCUUAAACUGGCUGUGCAGCCAAGUGAUCAGAGCAUUUACUUCUUUGUGCCACCUGUGGCAGCUGCCAGUUGCAGCAAGGAGCUGCUCGCUGAACUGGAAUCGCAGCUGCAAUCCUGUCGCGAUCUGCUGGAGUACGAGCCGGACAGCAAGUGGACGCUGCUGACAAGUGCGCUCUUGAUGCGUGCCAUUGAUCCAAGUAAAUAUCACGAGCAGAGCUUGGCAAAUCUAAUCAAACUUGAGCAGGUCGAUGCUCUACGCAAAGGUUACUACGAGGACUUGGCUCGACGCUGGACCAUGGAAGAGGCGUUGACCAAGUGGCCAGAGUCAGCGCAAUUUCCUCAACUAUUCGAGCUGCCGCUCAAGACACCAAAGACUCCUUAUCGACAGUAUCUGAUUGUGGCGGACACCGUGAAAGAAGUCGAAUAGUCAAUAAAGGAAGAUUAGUUAGCUCUCGGUUGCAGGUAUUGAUCCCAUUAAAUUAUCACCAGCUGAAAACAUUUCUUAUAUGUAUUUAAUUCUCUGAUGUAGUUCCAUAGUUGUAGAAUUCUCUCAUUAAGUUGAAAGUGUGUUUCAUAUGCUUGUAUAUAUUUGAUACAAUAUAUUCCAUGUCUAUUGCUGAGAACAUAUUUGUAUUUAAUUAAUUCAUUUACACACUAAUAAAGCGAAGUAUGAAAUAA
Drosophila albomicans is the source of this 1783-nucleotide messenger RNA. RefSeq names its product geranylgeranyl transferase type-2 subunit alpha (gene RabGGTa). The record is from RefSeq and is a predicted model, not a curated record. Gene Ontology annotation, cellular component: cytoplasm; Rab-protein geranylgeranyltransferase complex. Gene Ontology annotation, biological process: protein geranylgeranylation. Gene Ontology annotation, molecular function: Rab geranylgeranyltransferase activity. The coding region runs from base 90 to 1532 and encodes 480 amino acids. The transcript has 2 exons. NCBI's taxonomy places the organism in Eukaryota, Metazoa, Arthropoda, Insecta, Diptera, Drosophilidae.